Molecule: messenger RNA, 1956 nt
Organism: Purpureocillium lilacinum
Lineage: Eukaryota; Fungi; Ascomycota; Sordariomycetes; Hypocreales; Ophiocordycipitaceae
Source: RefSeq, a predicted model, not a curated record
AUGAAGUCGGGUUUCGUCGCCCUUCUCGUGACCUGCCUCGCAGGGAGCGGCUUGUCUGCACCGACGCACAAGCCUGCGUCCCAGCUGAACCAGCGCGAUGUCGAGGCGCUGCAAGACUGGGCAAAGCAAAACAAUGACUCCCCUCUCACAGCUAGGGCUGCCCGGGAUGGCAUCGACAUCCUCACCAACAUGCUCACCAACAUCUUCCAUGGCCACCCCGAAAACAGCAGGAGCAAGAGACAAGCCGACGACCUCGAUGACCCGGCGGAGGCGCUGGAUGAGGAGGAUGAAGAAGGGGAUGGUCGAGUGGCAGGCGGCCUCACUGACACGGUCGACAAUCUGACUGGAGGUUCGGGCGAAGGUCCGGCGCAUCACCUUACCGACACUGUCGAUGGUCUGAUCGGAGACCAACCAGAUGAAGCCCUGGAAGGCCUCACUGGCCCCGUCGGUGGCCUCACUGGAGCCAUCCCCGGUGGCCCUAUCCGCAAGACCCUCGACAACGCGCUCUCUCAGAUGUCGAAACGCAACAUGGACACUGACGCCAGCACAACCGACGAGAUGCUGCAACGUCGUGUUGUAGGGCUGGCUCUUGGUAUUGUCCAGAACAUAGCCAAGGGAGCAGGCAUCUUAGGCGGCCUAGGGGGCUCCAAGCGUGACGUUGCUGAUAUGACAAUGCCGGUGGAUAAACGACAACUCAGCGGCAUCACCGAUCAGCUUGGUCUGUCAGGAAAUGAAGCAUCAGGAAAUGAUGCUCAGGGCGUGCCUAUCGUCCCUCUUAGCGGACCGCCAUCGAACGGGAUCAACGAAAUGCCCAGCGGUGCUUCUGCAGCUGGCAGUCGCCCCAAGGAUGUGGCUUUCCCCGGUGGGUGGCCAGACGAUCUCAACAGCAUUGCAAAUGACCCUACAAACACCGCCAAUGGAUUCCCAACCAAGAACCCCAAGCCCAAGAAGCAAGACAGCCCUCUAGGUGCCGGCUUGCUACACGGCUCCGUCCUGCCCGGCGUUCUGGCGAAGCGGGAUGCCAACGAGCCCGAGGUCAACGAGAAGCUUGGGCUUGACACCCUACUUACCCUGAUCAACAAGCGUGGGAAGCCACCAGGUGGUCUGGACGGCAUCAAGGGCGGUGCGCCGGACCUUGGUCUGAGCGACGACCUCACAGGCGCUAUCAGCGGCGGUAAGGGCAAAGACGCCGGCAACUUUCCUGGCGCCAUCCGCCCAAUCGCGGAUCUGCUUGGACUCGGCAAGAAGGUCCCUACCGCAAACUUUAACGACCUGGGCGGAAUGAGUGGCCUCAAUGAUGCUGAGGAAGCAAACGAGCUUGACAGCAACCCUUCGCAUGUCAUGGCUCGCCGCGGAGCCGCGGGCAUCCCUGGCGACGUUGCAGGCAUGGAUGCGGCAACGAGCGACCUGAAUGACCUGCCUGGCAUCCCUGCUGGCCUCUUCGGCCCAAGCACGCAUUCAAACAGCGCGCACAAAGGCAACGGCUUUACGACUGCUACCGGAAAGCCCUCGGACGUCAUGGCUCGCCGAGUCACUUCUGGUACCCCUGGCGGUGUCUCAGGACUGGAUGCGACGGCUACCGAUCUGAACAAGCUCCCCGGCAUCCCGGAAGGUCUUUUUGGUCCAAGCACCCAUUCGAGCAAGGAUGAUGACCUCAAUCUAUCCGGAGGCCCUCGCUCGGGCUUCAUGACCAGACGCCGAGUCUCGGGCAUCCCUGGUAAUGUUGAUGGGAUGGACGCCGCCACGGGCGACCUCAGAGACCUUCCUGGCGUUCCCGCCGGCCUUUUCGGACCCGAGAAGGACUCUGAGAGUGCCGCAAAGAACGACGACUCGGAGACGCCUGCCACCACUCGCGGAUCCAACCUCGACGCGUCCCGCAAGGCUGGCGGCAGUGGCAUCGACAACAUCAACGCCAACAUGGCUACUCCCUGGAGGGCGAUGAAGAAGCCCAGCUGA